UUGAAAACGUACCUCAAGAUUGAAGAGGUUCGCAUAAAAGUGCUUCUUCUUGGAGUCCAUGAGCUCUGUUACAGUCAGCACAACGAUGGAGCCACGAUUUUGCGACGGGCAUUGGAGGAGAAAGGUUUAAUUCAGAAAGGGAAGCUUUUUUCUUUUGAGGCGGGCUUCGAGAGAGGCGGUGGAGGAGAUGAAGAGUUAUCCCUAACCCUAGAGAGAGAAAGAGAUAUAGAAAGAGGGGUGACGGGGGAGAGAGAUAAGGUGAAGAGGAGAGGGAAGCCGGGGCAUAGGUGGAGUUGUCCAUGGGUCGAUGCUAACGUGAGCCGGCUACGAGGGAGCUUGAGCUUUGCUAAAGUGCGCGGGGCUUCUUUUCCUAUGCCGUUCUCUUCUGGUUGA
This is a messenger RNA of Striga asiatica, 393 nucleotides long. NCBI's taxonomy places the organism in Eukaryota, Viridiplantae, Streptophyta, Magnoliopsida, Lamiales, Orobanchaceae. The record is from the annotation of a GenBank genome assembly.